Messenger RNA from Poeciliopsis prolifica (blackstripe livebearer), 2836 nucleotides. RefSeq names its product volume-regulated anion channel subunit LRRC8D-like. Bases 93 to 2732 code for a protein of 879 amino acids. The transcript has 7 exons. Gene Ontology annotation, molecular function: protein binding. The record is from RefSeq and is a predicted model, not a curated record. NCBI's taxonomy places the organism in Eukaryota, Metazoa, Chordata, Actinopteri, Cyprinodontiformes, Poeciliidae.
GCUCCGGCCUCAACUCCCUGCACAGUGGCAGAGGAGGAAAAGCAGAGAAGUUGUGGAGCAAGUUUUCAUCCAGACAUCCUUCAGACUGGACCAUGUUCUCCCUGUCAGAACUGGCGCCUGUGGAUCAGCAUCAGAACACAUGGAAGCUGCUGAAACCCUGGUGGGAGGUCUUCAUGGACUACCUGGUGGUCCUGAUGCUGAUGACGUCCGUCCUGGCUUGUACUGUGCAGCUGUCCAGGGACAGGGUGGUGUGCAUUCCUUCUUUACCACCUUUCAACGCAAGCGACGGCGUUCACCAUCCACCCGUUAGCAACGAUGCAGUCCUCGCGUCUUCUAAAGCCCGUCUGCGUGUUCCUCACAGCGUCGGCCCAAAUCUCCAGGCACCAGCACAGGGACGCCGCACACAUCUGGUCUACCAGCAGUACAUUUAUGUUAGCCAGGUGUGCUACCACCAAGCUCUACCCUUCUGUUCACGCUUCUUUCCCUACAUGGCCCUGCUGCAGUCUCUGCUACUGGUCGCUAGCGGCUCCUUCUGGCUGCACUUCCCUCACACCUCUUCCCGCAUAGAACAAUUCCUGUCCAUUUUGGCAAAAUGCUGCGAGUCCCCCUGGACGUCCCAGGCCCUGUCCCAAGCUGCACGCCAGGAAAACAUCCGAGAUCUGGAGAGACGGCCCCGCCACGCCGCCGCGUCCGCAGCCUGUUUUCCGAUUGCGCUGGCCCGUACGGGCCACUCGAGCAUAGACUCUGGUACAGACAGCCCGCUUCUGAAGAAGACGGCCUACCCGCCCUCUCCUUCCCCUUCCACGGUCUCCUCCAACUCCACCAUGUCAUCUGUGUCGCUUGGCUCUGAGGCGCACUUGUGUUCUUCCGUGCCUUCAGUGACCAGUGAACGCCCCGGGCAGGUCUUGAGUCUGGAUAAAAGUGAUGGAGAACAGGCCAGGGCCCUGUUUGAAAGAGUCAGGAAGUUCCGGUCUCACUGCGAAAGCUCCACUGUCAUUUAUAAGGUUUACUUGACUCAGACAAUAUUUAAGCUGCUGAUGGUAACGCUGAUCAUGAGCUACACCGUCCCCUUCCUCGGCUCCCUCUCCUUCAGCCACGUCUGUCAGCCUGCAGAGCGAACGCUACUGGGCUACACAACCUUCGAAUGUGUCCACUCGCUCUCAUCCCUCCUACGCAAGCUUCUUGUGACCUACCUAACCCUUCUAGGGAUUUAUGCGCUUCUUGAUUUUUACGCCCUCAGCUGGAGUUUUCGCAGCUGUCUUCGAAGGUAUUCCUUCCACUCCCUGAAGGACAUUCCCGAUCUGAUGAAUGACCUGGCCUUCCUCAUCCACAUGCUGGAGCAGUACGACCCGCUGCUGGUGCAGCGCCUCUCCGUGUUCCUGUCGCCGGUCAGCGAGAGCAGACUGCUGGAGCAGAGCCUGGAGAGGCACUGGGGAGAAGAGAAGCUCCAGGCUCUGAGCAGCGUGGACGCGGAGGGCUGCAGCACCCUGCAGCUCGUCGCCCUGCCUCGACUCCCUCCGGCUCUGUUCACCCUCAGCCAGCUGCACGCCCUCAAACUGGAGCUCAUCGCUGACGCCAGGUUCACUUCGCAGGUGGCAAACAUGACUUCACUCAGGGAGCUCCACCUUUACCACUGCUCCGCGGCUGUGGAUCCUGGUGCGCUCGCAGUCCUCCAGGAACGCCUCGAGGUUCUCUACAUCACCUUCGCUCAGGCGUCACAGAUCCCCAGUUGGGUCCUCUCCCUCCGCAACCUGCAUGAGCUCCACCUUUCGGGUCGCUUGGGCAGCGAGGGCGGCGUGAGUCACGGCUGGGCCCUGGGGAGCCUGCGGCAGCUCCGUCACCUCCGCGUUCUGGUGAUCCAUGGGAUGCUGCACAGGGUUCCGUCAGAGCUGUGCGAGGUGGCAGGAAGCUUGGUGAAGCUGGAGAUACACAACGAAGGCACAAGGCUGCUUGUGCUGACGGGACUCAAGCGAAUGGCGGACCUGACAGAACUCCGGCUGCAGGACUGCCAACUGGACCGCCUGCCCUCAGCCCUGCUCGCACUGACUCGCCUCCGGACGCUCGACUUGCAGCACAACAACUUGAGAACCCUAGAGGAACUGCUCAGUCUGGUCCACCUGCAGCGUCUUUCAUGCCUCAAACUCGCCUACAAUCGUGUGUUGGCGCUGCCGCCCACCGUCGGCGUCCUUCGAGGCUUGGAGCUUUUGGAUCUGUCCAACAACCAGUUGAAGAGUCUGCCCUCGGCGCUCUUCACACUCCACCGGCUUCGUCGGCUGCUGCUCGCUGGCAACCUGUUGCCUGAGCUGCCCUCUGAGGUCAAGGCGUUGAGGCUGCUGGCAGAACUAGACCUGAGUGGAAACAGGUUAGAGAGCCUAACCUCUGACCUCUUCAGCUGCUCGGAGCUCCGCGUCCUAAACGUGUCUCGCAACUCGAUCGGCUCACUGCCUGGGGGAAUCUCAGCGUUGAGCCAACUGUCCAGGUUGGAUUUGCGCAGCAACAGUCUGGAAGAGCUGCCUGCUGAGCUGGGCUGCUGUUUGGGGCUCUGUGGAGGUGGGCUGCUGGUAGAGAGGUGGCUCUUCCUCUCCUUGCCUCCACACGUCAGGGACUUCCUGAGCCGUCCUUACGCCACCAACGAGGGACACUUUGAGGAUCAGUCCAGGCCGGAGUCGGACACUUUCCCGUACUCUCCCACUCAGUGGAGCUUCUCUUCAGCUCUCGAGUCACAGAUAUAAGCUGUCUUCGAAGGUAUUCCUUCCACUCCCUGAAGGACAUUCCCGAUCUGAUGAAUGACCUGGCCUUCCUCAUCCACAUGCUGGAGCAGAACGACCCGCUGCUG